Messenger RNA from Budorcas taxicolor (takin), 1030 nucleotides. It is a transcript of the gene PRPS2, whose product is annotated as phosphoribosyl pyrophosphate synthetase 2. The record is from RefSeq and is a predicted model, not a curated record. Gene Ontology annotation, cellular component: ribose phosphate diphosphokinase complex; cytoplasm. Gene Ontology annotation, biological process: purine nucleotide biosynthetic process; 5-phosphoribose 1-diphosphate biosynthetic process; ribonucleoside monophosphate biosynthetic process. The transcript has 7 exons. Bases 1 to 957 code for a protein of 318 amino acids. Gene Ontology annotation, molecular function: ribose phosphate diphosphokinase activity; magnesium ion binding. NCBI's taxonomy places the organism in Eukaryota, Metazoa, Chordata, Mammalia, Artiodactyla, Bovidae.
AUGCCCAACAUCGUGCUCUUCAGCGGCAGCUCGCACCAGGACCUGUCCCAGCGCGUGGCCGACCGGCUGGGCCUGGAGCUGGGCAAGGUGAUCACCAAGAAGUUCAGCAACCAGGAGACCAGCGUGGAGAUUGGCGAAAGUGUGAGAGGGGAAGAUGUGUACAUCAUCCAGAGUGGCUGUGGCGAGAUCAACGACAACCUGAUGGAACUACUCAUCAUGAUCAACGCCUGCAAGAUUGCGUCAUCCUCCAGGGUGACUGCUGUGAUCCCGUGCUUCCCCUACGCCCGGCAAGACAAGAAGGACAAGAGUCGUGCUCCGAUUUCAGCAAAGCUUGUGGCCAAUAUGCUCUCUGUUGCUGGAGCGGAUCACAUCAUCACCAUGGACCUGCAUGCCUCUCAGAUCCAGGGCUUCUUUGAUAUCCCCGUGGAUAACUUGUAUGCAGAGCCUGCGGUCCUGCAGUGGAUUCGGGAGAACAUCACCGACUGGAAAAAUUGUAUCAUUGUUUCACCUGACGCCGGGGGCGCCAAAAGGGUCACAUCAAUUGCGGACAGGUUGAACGUGGAGUUUGCACUGAUUCACAAGGAGAGGAAGAAGGCGAAUGAAGUGGACCGGAUGGUCCUAGUGGGCGAUGUGAAGGACCGUGUGGCCAUCCUUGUGGAUGACAUGGCUGACACCUGUGGCACCAUCUGCCAUGCUGCGGACAAACUACUCUCAGCUGGAGCCACCAAAGUGUAUGCUAUCCUUACCCAUGGGAUCUUCUCUGGGCCAGCUAUUUCCAGAAUAAAUAAUGCUGCCUUUGAGGCUGUUGUUGUGACAAACACUAUUCCCCAAGAGGACAAGAUGAAACACUGCUCCAAGAUUCAGGUUAUUGACAUUUCGAUGAUCUUGGCUGAAGCGAUCCGAAGGACCCACAACGGUGAAUCUGUGUCUUACCUGUUCAGCCACGUCCCACUGUAAAGAUGUGAGGUGUGGAGCAAGCCUGCUCUGGCUUCUAACUUGCGUGCAUUUGUCUGAUUUUUUUAGCUUUGGG